Molecule: messenger RNA, 967 nt
Organism: Fusarium vanettenii 77-13-4
Lineage: Eukaryota; Fungi; Ascomycota; Sordariomycetes; Hypocreales; Nectriaceae
Exons: 1
Coding region: 1-726 (241 amino acids)
Source: RefSeq, a predicted model, not a curated record
AUGGACCCCUCGGAUCCUCGGCACGGCAGUCACCCAUCUCAGUCGAUACCAGAUGCCGCAUAUCCCGACGACUCCCCAUACCGACCUGGCGAUAGCAACCAGAACACCCCGACUCUGAAUCCGCCUCAAAUCAUCAUCCCUCAACCUCAAGGCCCGUCAACAUCCUCCUCGUCUCUCCCUCAACAGGCCUACUCACCACCCCACGCCGGCUCACCCUUCUACUCCAACCCAUCAUCACCAAACUCUGUCCCUUCACCAUGGCAGCAACAACAAUCAACAACACCGACGUCUCUCCACCCCCACGACAUCCCCUCAAGUCCGCCGCCGCCGUACGACCCAACCCAACCGCCAGCAAUCUACUCCCCCCUCGAACCGGUCCGCUCCCAUCACCUAAAUCCCACGCCGCCGGGCUCCUCGCACUACGGGUCGGCGCCAACUCCCUGGCCCGCAGCCCCCGCGCCAGCCGCGUACCAGCAACAACAGCAGCAGGCGCCGCUGUCUCCGAACCCUUACAGUAGCACUCCCGGGUCCAGCGUGAACGGCGGCGUCGGCGGCGCUUAUAAGCUAGGUCCCGUCGCGGCGGCGAGAGCCCGGCGCCGGCGCAAGCUGCAGAUGUGCGCCGUGGCGCUCUGCUUGAUGGUUCUGUUCAUGCUUGCCCUAAUCAUUGGCAUACUGCUGGGAGUUGUCAAGGUGCAGUGGAAGAAGAACCGGGAAGACGAUGACUGAGGUCUAAAGGAAGACACCUACCCAACAUGUUCAUUUCUUUUGUCAACAUUUUCUCCUUAUGGCUUUUUAUUCAGAUGAAAUUCAGAACUAGGCAGCGGCGUGGCGUUACGGAAGGAGGAAGCUUUUCUUUGUUUAUUCCCUCCUUGGCUGGGUUGACUUGGUUUUAAGCGUAUAGAUGCAUUUUGGCUGUACAGCCUGACAACAGUACUACUAUUUACUUGAAUAACGAUACUCUUGAAUC